AAACGUCAUUCAACAAUCGAAUACUUCGCUACCAAGUACCAACUAGGUGUUUCCUGCGUAAAUCGUGUUUUCCUUUUGUAAUUUGUAUCAACCAGCAACCUUGUGCCUACUUCGUUAUUUUUGUUCUAUAUUUUCUUUUUGAGAGCGAGGUUCAUAAAAUUUCGUUACAGAAUAUAAAGUUUUGAAGGAGAAUAGACGUGACGAAUUGAAUAAAUACAACACAGUUACAAAAGAUACUUCGUGAAUCUUGCGACAUAUUAACAAAGCCAACAUGUCUCUGUAUCCCUCGUUGGAAGAUAUGAAAGUGGACAAGAUGGUCCGCGCACAAAUGGCUCAACACCAAGCACCACCAUCGUACCAUUCGACGUAUCAGCCAAUAACUGCUUCAGCCGCAACGGCCUCCCCCAGCGUUCCCAGACAUGUUUAUCCUGCGCUUGGAGAUUACAUGGGAUUGGAGCUCUCACAAGAUGUUAUUGCGGUCAACAUGCCUGAAUAUCAAGUACAAACCUUUCAACCUUCUGGUGCAUUAAGUAUGGUAGCGCCCAUCUCUUCUCAGUCUCCAAGCCUUUUAAAAGCGACUGUCACAAAUGGGAUCAGACAAAUCAUACUUUGUAAAGAUAGAGAUGGAAGGUGCGGCUUGAGGCUUCACUCUGUCAAUAAUGGAGUAUUUGUGUGUUAUGUUGCUGCGGGAAGUCCAGCUGCUUUGGCUGGGCUUAGAUUUGGUGACCAAAUUCUGGAGAUAAACAAUGUGACAAUGGCUGGAAUGACCAUGGACCAAUGCCAUGCCAUUCUGAAGAAGGCUCCUGUAAACGGGAUUACCAUGGCUGUUCGUGAUAGGCCUUUUGAGAGGACUGUGACUCUGCAUAAGGACUCUGUUGGACAUGUUGGAUUCCAAUUCAAAGAUGGAAAUAUUGUUGGAUUGGUAAAGGAUUCAUCUGCAGCAAGGAAUGGUUUACUGACUGACCAUCAAAUACUGGAAAUAAACACUGUUAAUGUUGUGGGUAUGAAAGAUAAGGACAUAUCAAAGGUGAUUGAUGCCAGCCCCUCAGUCGUAAACAUAACCAUUAUUCCACAAUAUAUUUACAAGCAUAUGAUAAGCAAGAUGUCAAGCUCAUUGUUCAAAGAACUGGACCGUACACCAGCUGUGUAAAAUUUAAAGAAGUUGGUAAAAUGUUUAUAAUUUAUGAAAUUGACAAGUAUUUCACAGAUGCACGAAUUAUAUAGUUUUAUAUUUAGCAGCACUUAUUUUGUACUUUAUCUUUGUUUAGAAAUUUAUAGUGUCAAUAUAUUAUUAUGAUCUUAUCUUAUAAAGACUGUGUUUAACUCUAAUCUACGUACAAAAUAAUAUGACUUUCAAUUUUAAUUGUGUUACAUUAUAAACAGUCUGAAUAUUAU
This is a messenger RNA of Pararge aegeria (speckled wood butterfly), 1395 nucleotides long. Its product is annotated as syntenin-1-like. The coding region runs from base 272 to 1150 and encodes 292 amino acids. Gene Ontology annotation, cellular component: cytoplasm; plasma membrane. Gene Ontology annotation, molecular function: protein binding. The record is from RefSeq and is a predicted model, not a curated record. The transcript has 4 exons. Lineage: Eukaryota; Metazoa; Arthropoda; Insecta; Lepidoptera; Nymphalidae.